CAUGCGUGAUCCCUCUCCGCCCGCCAGCAGUUCUUGAAGGACAGCUGCAAAAAUGGAUAAAGACCAACUCCAGGAACCCAACUCCAUCUACUCUAGUAUGCUUCGUGAAGAUACAGUCCUUGUAAAUGAUUCAGAUAAAAAUGCUACCGAAGGCAGAGAUACUUCCGCAACUGUACUUCCCAAAGAUCCCUGUUUUCUUGAAGAUAAAGAUGCUACCAAAGACAGAGAUACUUCAGCAACUGUACUUCUCAAAGAUUCCUGUUUACCUGAAGAUAAAGAUGCUACUACUGAAGGCAGAGAUACUUCCGCAACUGUACUUCCCAAAGAUUCCUGUUUACCUGAAGAUAAAGAUGCUACCAAAGACAGAGAUACUUCCGCAACUGUACUUCUCAAAGAUUCCUGUUUACUUGAAGCUUCAAAACAUCUGGUUGGCUCAAAAAGCAAACAGAAACCUUAUCAUGAACUGCCACCAGCAUAUGUACUUCCUUACCUGGUUUUAAUCAAGAAUUGUCUUGAUUUGCCAUUUCCCACCAUCAAGAAACAAUGUCUCACAGGAGAAAUACUGUGCAAGAUAGACUCUUUAACACUGAGGCGCAAAAAGAAAAAAUCACCAACUUCACUUGAACUAGCAAAAGUACCAACACUUCAAGAAACAAAAUACGUAACUUUUGAAGGUCUGGAGGACCUACAGUGGAAAUUAUUCAAAGGUCUGCUAAAACGAAAGCCAAAAACAGUGGGAAUUUGGAGGAAAGCACAUUACACAAAGAAACCUGUCACAACUGUUAUUCGUGAAGCAAAGGAACAUAUCCUUCCCCUGCUACCUAAAGACUGGAUAAUUGAUGAGUCCCUCAAAUUUUCCAAGGAAAAGAUUUUUUCCUUCUUUUUAGAAACUGAGUCACCUGUGAAUAUGUAGCAGUCCCUGAAGUUCAGGAAGAAUAUGUAAACAAGCAAUAAACAACACAUUGUGUUGGACAUACAGUGUGAUACCAUUAAGUAAUUUGCUUAUUGUAACAUAAAAUAGGGCUAUUUUGGUUUCCAGCAGUUGUUGUUUUAAACUACAGUAGCCUGUUCUGUUAUUCUAUGCCAAUUUAUAAACUCUCAUGAUCUGGUGUUGUCCAGGUGGAUCUCAUGUGGAAUUCAGAAGUUGCAGCCCCAUCUCUCACCCCCCACUAGGUAGGCCAGACAGGAAAUCAAUUCCACUGGAAAGCUACAACUAUUUUUAUUGGAAUUGGCUAUGAAAACAAACUUUUGUGAGUAUGAUAGUGCUAUUCCUCCCCUCCUCUUUAUAGUUCAGUGAAUUAGAGAGGUGUCUCAGUUGUCUUCAAACAUAAUCUGGAUGUUCUGGGCUUAAAUAAUAAUUUAGCUUCAUUUAUCUAAGUAACAGCACUUAUAUAUUUCCAUCAAGGUCAUCUUUACUCUCUACGCCACCAGAGCUUUAAAAAAGUGCUGCAUUCUACUGGAGAAUACUGAUAUUUGAUCUUGCUGCUUGAUUGCAGUUUGAUAGAAGUAAGGGCUAUUCUGCUGAAUGCUGUGCAAACACCUACACAAUUCUUUUGUUUGGCAGAUCUAAAAAGACUUGUUGGAAGAGCUAGAGAAGUAAAGCUCUUAGAAUUCAAUAUAAAAACCAUAUUCUUGGCUAUAUCUUUGAUGUAUGACAUUUUUAGAUCAGAUUAACAACAAUCCCUAUAUAUAUUGAUAAAAAGUCUAUUGUAGUCCUGUAAGCAUAU
This is a messenger RNA of Notechis scutatus (mainland tiger snake), 1727 nucleotides long. RefSeq lists its product as uncharacterized. NCBI's taxonomy places the organism in Eukaryota, Metazoa, Chordata, Lepidosauria, Squamata, Elapidae. The record is from RefSeq and is a predicted model, not a curated record.